AUGGUCUCUAUCUCCAGAACUAUCCGCCGUUUCACGGCCACCGUUUGUGCUUCUACAGCCACUCCAACCAUCACCAGCCCCAACAUUCCAGUGCCUAUUGAAGGGUCAAUUGGAAUGCACCCAUCAACUCAGGGAACCACGGUACAAGUGGCCACUAACGUGACCUCCACCAGCAUAGAGAAGACCACAAAGGUCAAGUCCCACCGUUUCAGAGAAUUCAGACACUGCAAGAAGAUUGUCACUAAAGCCAGAAAACUUAAGCUGAAGAUUAAAAAGACCUUCAGAGUCUUGAGAGGUGCUGGUAUUGUGAGCGACAGUAUUGAUGUUUGCGUUGCUGGCACAGUCAACCAUUGUGGUAACAGCCAAUCCUCCCCAAGAGAUACUGGCGAUUUCUUUUACGACGCUGACGUCUACAAUUGUUCAAAGGCUUUGUAUGACAGUCCAGUUGGAGACGCUGUUUCCUCAAAUAGGAUUCUGGCGCUCUCUCUCAUUAUGACCAAUGUGACUGCUCAGACUUCUGUGGCCGCUUUUGAAUUCCAAAACCACCAGAAGAUCAUUGCAGACUUCUUCAAUAAAGAAAUCUACAAUGAUUAUGACGAAAAGGUCACUUCUGUUACUUCUACACUCAACCAAUUUUCUCCUCUCUUUUUCAAGAGAUUAAUGUACUUUUUUGGAAGGUUGCAGGAGUACUAUCCAACUUACCUUACUUCUGAGAUUAAGUUGGCAUGUGUUGGAGAGUAUCAUAUUUCUAGAGGCAAGUGGAAGCCAAUUACUGUUGAGAUGCCUAAUGCUGUUGAGAUGCCUGUUGAGGUACCAAAGAUCGUUGAGGUUCCAAAGGUUGCUGAGGUUGAGGGUUUUGUGGCAGUUAGCGAAGAGGUACCAGUUCGUGAUGUCGACUGGUUGGCUCCUGUUAAGGAGGAAGAAGAUGAAGGGGACUCUUCUAACGAGGAUAUUGACUCAAUUGAUUUGAGUCAAUUCUAUGCACUGGAUAGUCUGGAAGAGGAAGUCGAAAAAGAGGAGGAAGAAGAGGAGGAAGAGGAGGAAUUCUUGGACUUCAUUAUCGACGCUUUGAGAACCUUCCCUGAUUACAGGAAGUACAAUGUUGCAAACGGAACUCAGAUGAAACUCAAGGAGACAGAAAAAGUCUCUGUGGUUGAGUUUUCUGAUUUCGAUCAGUUGGUGAAGUUUCACUCAGAUGAAACUCCUCUGGCACUCUCGCCUAUGACCGAUUCUGAAUCGGACGAGUUAAGACCUCUCAAGAGUUGUCUCAAGAGAAUUGAGACCCUGUUUCCCGAGAUUGAAGAUGUCGAUCCUAAUGCAGUGCAAAUGGGUGAUGCUUGGUUUGAGGAUGUUUGUGCUCGUUUUGUUGAAGCCACAAACAUUAGGGGUACUUCCCACCCAGAAGAUGACGAGUACUGGGAAGAUUUGGAGACCUUCAUGGCGGUGUCACAAAUGACAUUCUUAAAGCUUGGUGUUGGAAUUAAUGAGAUGAAGGUCUGUGGUGUUAAGGAAUUUAUGGCACACUGCGAAUGGACGGUGAAGCUUUCUUGCAAUGUCUUCUACUCUUAUCUUGCAAUGGCAAAUAGAUAUGAGGUUGUGUUGGAUGCCUUCCGCCAUGUCAACGAUUUGUGGUCGUUGAACAAUGUACGGAAUUCUCUUCUUGCCGAGAGAAAGCAUUACAAUACUUUGAAGGAGGAGCUUAACUUAGCCAUUGGAAACUCAAAGUUCUUGGCCAAUGACUUAUGCAACACGCUCGACGACUAUGCCGACGACUCACGGACUUGUGUCAGUACUGUCAAAACAGUGGUGCGGGAGUUUGAGAAGGUGUUCAAUAGGAAAUUAGUUCCUGGCUUCUCCAACUUCUCCGUAGAUCAACUUAAGGAGAUGUGUGGAAAGACUGACUUUGAUGCUGAGUUUGGUCAGUACGUAAACGAAUACCUCUUUGAGGCACGUUCAAUGAUGAAGUGCCAUAUCAAUGAGGUCGGCGAAGGUGCUAAGGUUUUGGAGCUCUUGGAUGCUAGUUUGGAGAGAGCCUUGACAAACUUAUACCUAGAUGUUGAAGAAGAAUGGCAUGUACAUCACAGCCGGAUUGUGGUACCUGGUAGAAGAAAGUGGACUUAG
Molecule: messenger RNA, 2121 nt
Organism: Sungouiella intermedia
Lineage: Eukaryota; Fungi; Ascomycota; Pichiomycetes; Serinales; Metschnikowiaceae
Source: the annotation of a GenBank genome assembly